UUUAGUUCGGCCUAGCUGAGAGGCUAAUCUCUAACACGAUGAAUCGCACCGACGACAUGAAGAAUGCCUCGCUGAACGACUACAAGCUGGAAGCGAUGGCCUCCGUCGGCUGGGCGGUGGACUCGGACAUUCCAAUGGCGAGUGCCGAGAACUUGGCCAUCCUAAAGGAACUGACUGCUCUGCGGGCGUUGAAGCUGGAGCUGCAGCAGCACAUGAACUCGCUGGAUGAGCGCGAGAUGGCGGUGGAACGACAUACCCGCAACAUUGAGGGCACUAUUCAGCAGAACCUGACACUGUACAGCUCCCUGAAGGAUGAUGUUAUCAAGGAGGCGCACAACGUCCAGCUUGUGAUCUUGGAGCGCAACAAGAUCAAGGAGGAUCUGCGGAAGAAUAACAAGGAGCUGGAGGAGUACACUGAAUAUGUCAAAGUCACUGAGCGAAAGAUUUGCCAGAGCAAGCGCGAGAUAGAUGAGCUGACUUCCCGCAUCAAGUCGGCUAAGACUACCUUGGUGGAGUGGACAGAGGCCAUGGAAGACGGAAACAAGGGCUACCAGCUAAUCGAAAAGUACUACCUCGAUGACCAGCAAAAGGCACGGGAGCUGAACAUUAAGCGUCAGCUCUUGCAGGCGGACAUCGACAAGCGGCGCAAGCAGGUGGUGCUCCUCUAUGACGAGCAAAUGACGCUGGAGAAGAAUCUGGAGCGAACCGCUUGUCUGUACAGGUCUGCCCACGCGGAACGCCGCCAGAUGGUGGAGACGUGGAAGAGCGCCGUGAACCAGAUGACCCAGCGAGAGCACGACAUUCAGCGCAGCGAGAUAGAGUGUGCGGAGCUGGCCCAGAAAGCCCAGCAGACGGCUCAGACCUACAAGGAGUACGACAACCAGCUAACCGAGGUCAUCGAGAACAACCGCCAGGUGGAGCUCGCGAUCGAGUCCCUCAACGAGGAAAGCUCCGACAUGAAAAACCAAAUCCAGAUCCUGAUUGAUGCCACAUUACUGAAGGAGCGCGAGAUCGACGGACUGCGUCGGGAACUGGAGAACCUUUCGAACCGGGUUCACCUGCAGCGCAUGGAUAACCGUAGUCAGAUGAAAAAGCGCGAUGAGAAGGCCAAGGAGCUGGAGAACUUCGCUUCGGUGAUGGAGAAGGUUAACGCUCGGCUGAAGUCUGUACAGAACAAGGCCCUCAAUGCGGAGCAGCGGCUGCAAAUUCUGGAGGAGAUGAUGCAGGCGGAGGAGACGGCUCUGCGAAACCUGGACAAGGAGCAGGAGAAGGUCAACGAGAUGUUGUACCGCACCCAGAGGCAGGUCAUCGAGCUGCAGGACGAGGAGAAGGUCUUGAAGGUGCAGAACGACUCGCUCAACUCCAACCUGGCAGCGAUCAAUCGCAAUCAGCAGCAGGUCAAUAACGAACUCAAGCGGCAGACGGAGAUCCAUUACAGCCUGUCCUUUAAGUGCUUGGAGGCGGAGCGGCGUCUCGCCGAGAUCAAGGGUCUGGCAGAUGACCCCGAGGUAGAGGCCACAAACAUGGCCCGGCUUAACACUCUGGAGCAGGAGUAUGAAAAGUUGCAACGCCUCAUCGCCACCACGGAGGCGCAGAAUAAGAAGCUAAACUAUAACAUGAACAACCUGGUCGUCCAGUACAACGCCGACGAGAAGGAGCUCGAAAUGGUCAGGUUCAAGAUUAAAGAGGCCCAGGUGUACUGCGAGGGCACCGUCAAGAGACUGCGCCAGAUUCGAUACGAGAAUUCCGAGCUCAUAGUCGACCUCAACAUGGUCAAGAUGCGCUGCAGCGACCUAGAGGUUGGCAUCGGAGGCUGCGAGCAGGGCACCUACGACCUAGAGCAGCACCGCCUUGCCUUCCGGCGCGCCAUCAAAGAUCGCACCGUUGAGCUUCGCAGCCAAGAGGAUGUGCUCCUCCUCAAGAAGAAGCAUCUUAACGAGGAACUAAGCACCCUGCGAGCCGACCUCGGGGAGCGGAAGAAGCAGAUUGAGGCGAUGAAGGCGCGCUUUGAACUUACCGCCCAAUUGCUAGGCAAAAACGAGGACGGCUCCAUCAUGACCAGCACACAGCUGAAGGUGGUGAGCGCCCAGGAACGGCAGAUGCUGGCCGACGAGGGCGAUGCCCUCAACAAAAAGGUUCUCAAGGCUGAGAAGGAAGUGGUCGCCCUGGAAAACACACUGCGCCAGUUCGACAAAUCGAACGAUAACUACCGAAAAACAUUCCGAUCUGUGGACGAAAACUCAAAGGAUCGCGAGCGGGCCGAACUGGAGCUGAAGGAACUUGAGGCGGCCUACUGCCGCGAGCUGGAAAAACUGAAGGUUCUCAGGUGCAAGGCACAGCACUACCAGCAGAAGCACGCAGCCCAGCGAGCUGAGGAGGAAGACCUGAUUUCCAAAAUAGAGAAGGCGAAGGCUAGUCGGGCGGAGCACUCUGCAGUUCUGGAGAAGAUCGAGCGCGAACUAGAUGACCAGCGAAUGAAGCUGGACAGGGCCAAUCGAGAGAUCCGGACACAGUUGCGGGAGAUCAAGGCGCGGCCCUUUAGCGAGGAGUACCUGGCGCAGUUCGAGCGGGAUCUGUCUCUACAGGAGCUGGAGGCGCGUAACACCAAGGCGCUGAACAUGAUCACCGAUCUGGCGAACAGCGACGAGAGCGGCACGGAUAUAAUUGGAAUCCUCUUGCGAAAAGGAAUCAAGUUGCCGAUGCACCUGAAGCGCACGUGCAGCCGCGUGUCCUGGAACAGCAGCUCCUCGGGCAAGUCCUCGCAGGGUCAGGACACCGCCUCCUACCUCAAUGUUAAGGGCAAGAAGUUCUCCUGCGACGGGGCUAGUGCCCGGUCCUCCGUCUCCGACAUGAGCUCCCUUAAGGAUGACACAUCCUCCACAACCUCCCACUCCGGACUGAGCAUCAUAUCGCUUGAGUUGCCCUUGCCGAAGAAAAAAUAAUAGUCUAAAAUAUAUUUAUUUAUUAUUCCGUUCGAUAUCCGAUGAUCUCAACCCGUAUGCUCGUAUCUUCACGUGUUGGCAUCGCAGUGUUUACAAAUUGACCAUCUAAACGAAACAGCGAAUAAAAUGCGUUGCCCAAGCGGGUCAAAAC
Messenger RNA from Drosophila melanogaster (fruit fly), 3093 nucleotides. It is a transcript of the gene Ccdc39, whose product is annotated as Coiled-coil domain containing protein 39. The transcript is spliced from 4 exons. Gene Ontology annotation, cellular component: axoneme; extracellular region. Gene Ontology annotation, biological process: cilium movement; inner dynein arm assembly. The coding region runs from base 39 to 2942 and encodes 967 amino acids. The record is from RefSeq and is marked reviewed. NCBI's taxonomy places the organism in Eukaryota, Metazoa, Arthropoda, Insecta, Diptera, Drosophilidae.